UCCGCGUCCAUAAAUACCUCCUACUCAUGGUGAAAGCUGCCUGUAUUCUUUUUUCGUUUUUUCUGAAAUAGAAACCCUAGCCGCGCUAUACCCAUCACACUCUUGUUCUCCUCACAAGGUGUCUUCCACUUCUUCUUGAUUCCCUCGCAUCAAAGAAAAUGGCGCCUAAGAAGGAGAAGGCUCCCCCACCAUCUUCCAAGCCCGCAAAAUCCGGCGGUGGCAAACAGAAGAAAAAGAAAUGGAGCAAAGGAAAGCAGAAGGAGAAGGUGAACAACAUGGUUCUCUUCGAUCAGGCUAGUUAUGACAAGCUUCUUUCAGAAGUUCCGAAGUACAAGCUCAUCACCCCUUCGAUCUUGUCUGACAGACUGAGGAUUAAUGGAUCACUUGCAAGAAGGGCAAUCAAAGAUCUGAUGGCAAGGGGUUCCAUCAGAAUGAUUUCUGCUCACUCAAGUCAGCAGAUAUACACCAGAGCCACCAAUACCUAGAAGCAGCUAGUGCUUCUUCUCACUUCUUGCCUUAUACAUUUAUGUUCUGUUAUCACAAACAAAAUGCCCUCGUUUCAUUUUUGGAUUGCAUAUUUACUCUAUCAGUGCUCAGUUUUGGUGGUUGCUGCCAUCCUAAGUAAUUAUUUUGCUACUUUAGUUUUCUCCAUUUAGACUUAUUAUUGAUUGUAGUGCAUUAAAACGAUUGAGCUUUUGUUUCUUUAACUUUGCCUUAUCUGCAUAUCAUAAAAAAAGGGGUAUCGGUUGGGUGGA
Magnolia sinica is the source of this 755-nucleotide messenger RNA. Its product is annotated as small ribosomal subunit protein eS25. Lineage: Eukaryota; Viridiplantae; Streptophyta; Magnoliopsida; Magnoliales; Magnoliaceae. The record is from RefSeq and is a predicted model, not a curated record. The transcript has 4 exons. Gene Ontology annotation, molecular function: structural constituent of ribosome. Gene Ontology annotation, cellular component: cytosolic small ribosomal subunit. Bases 159 to 485 code for a protein of 108 amino acids.